Acanthochromis polyacanthus (spiny chromis) is the source of this 4527-nucleotide messenger RNA. RefSeq names its product protein tyrosine phosphatase non-receptor type 5 (gene ptpn5). Lineage: Eukaryota; Metazoa; Chordata; Actinopteri; Pomacentridae. Gene Ontology annotation, biological process: protein dephosphorylation. The record is from RefSeq and is a predicted model, not a curated record. The transcript has 14 exons. Gene Ontology annotation, molecular function: protein tyrosine phosphatase activity. The coding region runs from base 501 to 2222 and encodes 573 amino acids.
GCUCUCCCUCAUUCUGGCUCUGUUGCCAAGGCUACCGUACAGCCUCUUGCUGCAUAUACCUAGACGAAGCUGCCGCCUGUGGAUCUCUCUCUCCUCCAGGAUACAAACAAAAGAAAAGCCCGUCAGACUUUCAUGCCUCCAUCUAUCCUCCUCGCUCAAACGGAGGCUCCUACAUAUGUAGAUCCUGCCUUCUCCUAACCUCACACGCUGUCCUCUGCCUCUCACUGUCGCCUUGCCUGCCUCUUACAUGCAAACACACUCCUUCUCCUUCUUCCCCCAGACAGAGGAGCAGUAAAGGGGAUUGGCGUGGUUCUCGGUGUUUGGCUCCUGGUCUUUUGGCUCAGAGGGAGCCGAGCGGCAGAUGGCGAUGUGAAGACGGGCUCAGCCAGAACUUGACUCUGCCUCGCAAUGGCUGACAGCGACCGGUUGCCACAGGAUACAGGAUUGAUCAUGUGAUCUGACUCCCUCACCAGUUCCCUGCCAUCGCUCAUAGGGGGAUCAUGACCCGCCGGCUGAGUAGCUCCACUCGUUCCCACACCGAGGACUCCAUCUUCCUGAGGCCUGACGAGGACCCCGUCUGGCUGGAUGAGCCCACAAAGACUGACAAAAUGGGCGACCGAGCCCCUAAAAAAGACAGACUCCUAGAAUGUAAAGACGGACUCACAGAGGGCCAAAGGCCACAAGGAGAGGAAGUGUUCAUCCAUAAGGUCUACGCGCUGGUGAUCGAGAUCCACUGCUGGGCCGCACUGUUUAUCAUCUCCCAAGUCACGGGGUACUGGGUGUUUUUUGUGGUGGAAGGAAAUGGACCGCUCUCCUCCAUCUACAAAGCCCUGCAGGUCAUCGACUUCUACCUGGGCUUCAUCUUACCCUGCCAGCCGAUUUUUGGAAUGGACUCCAUGGUGUUGAUGAGGGAGGUGGUAAACACCAAACAGCACAACUGGAUUGUCCACAGCACUGCAGGCAUCGGUGUGGCCAUCUGUGUUGUCAUGGUCAUCCACAUGGUGUGUAAGUGGCGUUACGGCUCUGGCUUGUGGUCGUCAGGAACAGUGUCGAGGGAAGUUGGCGAUCGCCGUCAGUCCGUGAGCCGCCAGCCCUCCUUCACCCUGUCGGAGUGGACGGACGCCCAGGAGGAUCUUCUGGACCUGGACCCUGUUCCCCAGACCCCCGUUUUUGACAUGGGCACCGACACCAGGACGGAGGGAGACGCUGCCACCCUCACCGUCACUCCAGUGGGGCUUCAGGAGAGGAGAGGCUCCAACGUUUCUCUGACCUUGGACAUGUGCACACCAGGCUGCACGGAGCCCUAUGGCUACGGAGCCCAGCUCUCUCCCAGAGACCAGUCGGCCCAGGAGUAUCUCCGACAGGGAACACAUGUCCUGACCCCGGCCAUGCUCCACACCAGAGCCAUGGAUGACCAGAGCCUGCAGGCCGAGUUCUAUGAAACUCCCAUGAACUUUGUGGACCCCAAGGAGUACAAUUACCCCGGGCUGGUGAGAAAGAACCGCUACAAAACCAUUCUACCCAAUACACACAGCCGGGUCGUCUUGCAGUCGCAGGAUGAAGAUGAUUUUCUUACUACCUAUAUCAACGCUAAUUAUCUCAAAGGUUAUGACGAUGAGGAGCGAGCAUACAUCGCCACCCAGGGACCCACUGUCAACACGGUGGGGGACUUCUGGAGGAUGGUGUGGCAGGAGAGAUGCCCGAUCAUUGUGAUGAUCACCAACCUGGAGGAGAAGAACGAGAAAUGUGCUGAGUACUGGCCAGAGGACACUGUGACCCACGAGGGCAUCGAGAUCACUGUCGUCACAGUAACCCAGGAGGAUGAUUAUAGUCUGAGGGUGUUUACUCUGAAGUGUGGGGAGGAGGAGCGCAGUCUGCGGCAGUACUGGUACACCUCCUGGCCUGAUCAGAAGACUCCAGACAAGGCCCCACCUCUGCUGGAGCUCGUACAGGAAGUGGAAAGGGCCCGAGAGGAAGCCCCGCCCUCCAGUGGUCCUACAAUUGUCCACUGCAGCGCUGGAAUCGGUCGAACCGGCUGCUUCAUUGCCACCUCCAUCCUGUGCAAGCAGCUGAGGACUGAGGGUGUGGUUGACAUCCUGAGAACCACCUGCCAGCUCCGCCUGGACAGGGGUGGGAUGAUCCAGACAUGUGAGCAGUACCAGUUUGUGCAUCACGUCCUCAGCCUGUAUGAGAAGCAGCUGUCUCACACCGCUGAGGAGUAGAGUGAGCGCGACGCCCAGACCGAGACACACCACUGUACACUGUACCGCCUCUGUUGGUAUGCACCACUGUACCUAGCAUCAUCUCAGUCUCACCCUUUAACAAGCUCAAAACCACGUUCAUCUCCUCAUCCAAGGCAGGCUCGCUCAGACAGGACUGAUACGGGGUGACAUGAAAUCUGUGUUAUCGUACGUCUUUGGGAUUUUAAGAUAGCCCUCCCCAACUUCCUAAUCGCACUCUCUAUUUAUCCACACGUUCCUGGAGAGCUGCAGCACUCAGGCCUGAAACUAUCCAGGCGUCAUUUCAUUUGCACCGCUGGACAGAAGUUCUCAGUCAUCAAGGCCUUGUUGUGCACUUGGCCUCAAAUAGCUCCCUCACAUACUGAUUGUACAGUUAUCGAGAGAUCAAACCGGAGCUGAAGUAUGAUCAGAUCGCCUGCGGUGGUGUCAGUUUGCUGUAAGGAAAUUAAAGUUCAGUCUAACUAAAGUUAGUGUUGAUACUAAGGGCCCUUUACAGUAUAAGUGCCAGCAUAAUUUAAAUCUACAGAGAUAAUCAAAUGCCAGCCUAAUAUUUAACACUAUAUUGAUAUAAAAGUUCACAUAAAAGUAUAAGUUAACUAGCAUCUAGCCUUUUUCUCACUGACUCUCACUUUUAAUGUAAAAAAAAUCAUUACAAAAGGCCUGUUUGGACUUUGAUGCAUUCAGGAGUCACCUCAUCUUCAGGUUGCAUGGUGCUAAGUGUUCAUUAAAGGCAUGUGCAAUGUUAUGGAACAUAGGAAUGUAUAACAAUUAGGUUAUUAAUUAACUAAUUAGGAUUUCUGUGCAAUCUACAGUAUUACAGUUUUACCAUGCUGCCUGUGCAGUCCUCAUGGCCCAUGAUGUUUACAGUCAACAACUUCUGCAUUAAGGCCACAUAGAUGUUCACUCAGAGGCGUCACAGAGCCAGCGGUGCUGAGGGCACAGAGGCCAGAAAUAGAAGCACGCCAUCAGAAAAAUCAAUGCGGCGCUCUGGAGAAUCUGACGAGCACACAAUCAACGUUUCCAAUGACACACACUGGAGGGUGUGUGGCAGAGAACAAGUUGCAUAAACAACUGCGCCAUAAAUCAAAAGCUAAUAUCCUGGUGCAUGUUGAUGAAGCUCCUCAGAGUUCCUUGCUCUGCGACGCCUGUGUUCUCAACAGUAGCUUGAACACAUCUGUGAAGUAAGAAGCCCAUGAUUGUUGUAUAGACAGGCCAGGCCUAAUCUGUAUGAAGCACAAAUAGACCAACCAAGGUUGUCUCUCUGAUGUUCAGCUGUAAAAGUUCUUUUUUCCGUAUUGUGUUUUGAUUGUGUUGAGUUUAAUGGAUUGCAUGUGCUGUAUGGGACUCCAUAGGUCCACAAUCAAAGCGACGUGAUUGGUUGUCCUGCUUUUUGUUGUGUAAAAGGGUUUAAGCCUAUUAUAUUGCUUGCUCUCGGCCAAUGCUUUUGAUACAGUUUGCUUUUGUGAAACCAACCAGAGAUAUUUUUAGAACAUUUUGAUACAAUCCUUUCGAGUAGAUGCCUUGUGUAUAUUUCCGUUUACACCAUGAUGGAAUGUAGCUCAUACUGUGGAUCAAACCAUCGGUUUAUAUUGCAAGAUUUAACGGAACAAAAUGUGACAACUACCUAAGUUACCUUACAGUACAGAAAAUAAAUAGAUUAUGUUCAGUCUUCAGUAUUAUUACUUUAGGCCUUUAGGCUUUGCUUUAAUAUGCUUUGCUUUCUGUGUAUGUUUUUAUCGUUUUUCUUGGAGAAUUUUACCUCAGACUGAGUUUUUACGCAGUCCCCACUCUAUUCCAUCUGUGACCCUCGGCCACUCUCAGUUGACAACAUGAGAAAUAAUUGCUAUAUGUAAGGCAGCUAAAACAGUGAAGACAGUUUUAUAUGUAACAAGAAUCAAGCAACUUCUUCGGCCAUGAACAUUAUCAGAGGAUAAAUUUAACUGCGUGGGCUCGGACCAAUUUCUAACCAACAAAUCAAAUAUAGAAAGUAAAACUGCCAAAAUUACCUUUUACAGGAAACCAGGGCUGAAGAUUGACAAGAAAAAGCUACAAUCUAUUGUCAGACUCCUGACAUAAUCCUCUGAUAAUGUCCAGUGUACUUGACUGAACAGCUUUUAUUUUGAGUGCUUGUUGUCAGUGCUUACCUGGUCCUCUUCUGAUGAUCAAAACGGGGAAACAGCCAAACAGUCAGACAUACAACCAACCAGCAAUCAGUAUUCCUCUCCUCUGCUACAGUAUCGCUUUAAGUUGUGAGUUUUUGCAUCCAAAUAAAGGUAGAUUUUCAUGA